UGGCACCUCAGCACCUACGAACUAGCCAAAUCCUGCGACUUCUGAAUUUUGAUGCGCGCUCCUGCGCGAUGGGUGUUUCAACUCGCCGAGACACCGGUUCAUUAUCGUUGUCCAGGGGAGCUGCUGUACUCGGCGCGAAAAUCGAGGCGUAGCAGAACAGAUCAGAUUAUCGCAACACGCCGACCGGAUAUUUCCACCCGCCGGCAGCAUGAGCAAGGUCAUCCGGCUGGGAAGCCGGAUACGGUACCCCAUCACGAUCGUCAGGCUGCUGAAGUCUCCUGGCGAUAAGAUCAAGAAACAAGAGCCCCUCCUGGAAUACUCGUUCAAAUGGAUGAGGGAGGUCACCGAUAAGUUCGGGGACAACCCGCGGCAGGAGGAGCAGACCACCACGGUGACGUGGGAGUCGCCCACCGACGGCGAGCUGACGCAGUGGCACAUCACAGAGGGUCAGCGCAUUGUGGCGGACAGGGCGUGCCUGACAGUCAAAGAAGAAUGCUCGCACGGGAUACAGUAUGGAGGUCUCUGCGGCAUGUGCGGAAAGGACAUGACCGUGGUCAACUGGGCCGCCGAGACUCGUGACACGGAGCGCGCCCCGAUCCACAUGGUGCACGACCAGACCUGCCUGACCGUCAGCCCGUCCCACGCCCAGCGCACCGAGCGGGAGCUGCAGCGCCGGCUGCUCCAGAGCCGGAAGCUCAGCCUGGUGGUGGAUCUGGACCAGACCAUCAUCCAGGCGUGCAUCGACCCGACCGUCGGCGAGUGGCAGAGAGACCCGACCAACCCGAAUCACGAGUCCGUCAAGGAGGUCAAGAGUUUCCAGCUGGACGACGGGCCGUCCGACCUGGCGCGGCGGUGCUCGUACUACAUCAAGAUGCGCCCCGGCCUCGAGGAGUUCCUCAAGCGCAUCUCCGAGCUGUACGAGAUGCACGUCUACACGAUGGGCACGCGCGCGUACGCGCAAAAUGUGGCGCGCGUCGUCGACCCGCAGAGGAAGCUCUUCGGCAACCGCGUCAUCAGCCGCGACGAGAACGGUAACAUGUUCGCCAAGAGUUUGGGCCGCCUGUUUCCCGUGAGUACGAACAUGGUGGUCAUCAUCGACGACCGGUCCGACGUGUGGCCGCGCAACCGGCCGAACCUGAUCAAGGUCUCGCCGUACGAGUUCUUCAAGGGCAUCGGAGAUAUCAACUCCAGCUUCCUGCCGAAACGCCACGACCUGCUCACGUCGGACGCCGCGACCAACGGUGUACAAAACAAGGGGCGGAAGAUGGAGCCGCCUCCGAAGGUCGACAAGAACAAGGACGAAGCGCUCGAGGCCAUCGUCAACAUGACCGGUGGGGACGAUUCCGCCCUCACGAAGCGGCAGGUCGAGGAGCAGGAGCGCGCCUUCGAGAAGCAGAUUAAAGAUCGGCCUCUGCAGCUCCUGCAGGAGAAGCUCGAUCGGGAGGGCGAAGAAGCCGAGAAGGCCACGGUCCAGUCGGAGGACGGGUCCGAGUCUCGGUCGUCGUCCCCGGCGGCGCAUCGGCACCGCGUGCUGCAGGACGACGACACGGAGCUGAAGUACCUAGAACAACACCUCAUCAAGCUCCACAAGACAUACUACGAAGAGUAUGACAGCAACCGCGCGUCGCACAACGCCGGCGGCAAUGUCGAUUUCAGCUCGGUCCCCGACGUCGGCCGCAUCCUCGAGGAGCUCAAAAGCCAAGUGCUGCGGGGCCUCAAGAUUGUGCUCUCGGGCGUGCUGCCGCGCGGCAUAGACAUCUAUCAGUCCGAGAUCGGCGUACAAAUCAUGAGCUUCGGCGCGGACCUGCGGCCGCGGAUCCACAACGACGUGACGCAUCUUGUGGUGAACGCGUCCCAGCCCGGCAGGGAGAAACUGCUCGAGGCGCGGCGCCGGCCACACAUCAAGAUCGUCAGCCAGGAGUGGCUGGCGGCCUGCUUCAGCCGGUGGGAGGCUGUCGACGAGACGCCGUACCUCUUCACGGCGCGCCUCGUCGACGAGGACGAGCCGAACAACCGCAACAAGCCGCCGGCGGCGGCGGCGGCGACGACGGGGGAAAACGCGGCGGCCGAGGACGACGAAGAGAACAACGAAGGCGAGAACAAGGCGCCCAAUGGCGGGCACAACCGGCGCGGCCCGAGACUGCGGCUGGUGUCUGCCUCGGGAGAGUCGCGGGACCUGCAGCCGGCCGAUGAUGACGGCGAUGAGGACUCGUCGGAGGAAGAGAUGGACGAGGACCUGCUGCCCGACGCGCUCCCGGACGGUCAGUCGUCGCCCAUCGACGGGCUGAAGACCUUUAACUGGGGCUCAGCCGACGCCGAGCUGGAGGAGUUCCUCGCCAGCGGAUCGUCUGACGAAGAGGAGGACGACGACGACGAUGACGAGGAAGAGGAUGGAGAUUACGUCCAGGCUGACGAGGAUGAGGAGGAGGAGGACUCAGAUGACAACACGCGUCGCCGGAGCAGAACAGCGAGCCCGACGUCUGGCCUGUCGGCGAGCCGGAAGCGCAAGAGCCGCGCCGAGGACGGCGAGGACGGCGACGGGACUGAAGCAUUCGGGGACGACGGCGGGCACGAGACGCCGGCCAAGAAGCUGCGCCGCACACAGAGCCAGCGCACGACGUCGCUACGGGCCCAGUUUGCUGCCGGCGAGCAGCCGGCUGACCAGCUCGAGGGCGGCAGCGGACUGCCUACGCCAGGAGGCACGGAUGAUCUCGACGGUGCACAGCAACAGCAACGUCAGAGCGGAAGUACUAGAAUUGGCGAGCAGCCGGAUGAGGAUGAUGAUGAGAUGGACUUUGACGAGGCCGCGCUGGAGGCCGAGUUCGAGGCCGAGUUCGCGGCCGAGUUCGACAAGGCCGAGGCGGAGAUGCAGGCGGAACAGGCGGCGCUUGCGCUCAGAGAGGCGAAUAAGCCUGGCACGGAAGCGGAGAAGGGGUAGCUAUAUCCGCGACUUUGCCGGCCACCGGUCGAGCACCUGGGCCGGGCCGCAUGGUAGAUGGUUCGCUGCAAUGGAGGGUGCAGCGUGGAGUGCGCGCUUGGGAACGUGGAAGCUUUGUCAAGAGCCACUGUCUACGGCGUUCUACUGUCUCGGAGCACUACUGUCUGCUUAGCGGGGAUGGAUCCAACGGAUGUACUGCAGCACGCAUGGACGGACGGACGGGUGGGCGGGUGGAUGGGAUGGAGUUUGUCGGUGUUGUGGUGUAACUUAUUUGUAGUGACUAGCACGUUGCGUUCUGACGACUCUGUCUUCACUGCUGGUGUUGUGAUGGGCGCCUUUGAGGCCGCGCAGCCGGCAUGGAGCUUCCUCGUGUAAUUACCUAAGGUAGUUACCUACCAUAGCGUAAUUACCCUUGUACCAUGUAACGUUUAUUCCGUCCA
Molecule: messenger RNA, 3378 nt
Organism: Thermothielavioides terrestris NRRL 8126
Lineage: Eukaryota; Fungi; Ascomycota; Sordariomycetes; Sordariales; Chaetomiaceae
Exons: 2
Coding region: 209-2938 (909 amino acids)
Cellular component (GO): nucleus
Molecular function (GO): RNA polymerase II CTD heptapeptide repeat phosphatase activity
Source: RefSeq, a predicted model, not a curated record